AGUAAUUUUCAGGCAGUAUGUGAGAGUACAGAAAGAAUGUGCCUGCCGAGGCUUUGGAUACUGAUGUGAUUUAAAUUGAUUCCGGAUUCAAAGAGUAACUCCUGAUUUUGUAAAUCUUUUUUAAAUAAUUCAGUACAAGAACUGGCUCAGUAAUUUUUGUCGUAAAUUGAACUACACUGGCUACGCUGUUUUUUUAUUCUUUUUGGUGAAAAAAGAAAAGAAAAUGACAAGAAAAUGCGUCUUUUUAUUGAGUCACAUUUUCUUGUCAUUAUUUUGUGGAACACGUCCUUUUUAAUUUAUGCUCCAAACUAGAUUAAAAAUACUGUGUGUGUUUGUAGACUCAACAGCAGCAGCAACAGUAUAUGGCGAUUUAAUGAUUAAAACUGUAACCAAGUGAAAUGUAAUAACAUAUUUCCCUCACAUCCUGAAUGCAUUUGAGUGUACAUAUCUUGAUUAUUUAAAAAAAAAAUGCAAAUAAUUUAAAAUGCAUUUUUUAAGGUAAAUAUUUUUUAAAUUAUUGUUUCAAAAUUGUAAUUAAGGUUUUGGAGAGUCACACUAUAUAACAUUUUCCAACCUGAACUUUUUAAUUAAAAUAUCAAAUUUUGUGAUAGGGUCUGCAGGGGUCCUCUCUAUGAUUUCAUUGCUUUUGAUUAAAGGGUUAGUUCACCUAAAAAAUGAAAAUUCUGUCAUUAAUUACUCACCCUCAUGUCGUUCCACACCCAUAAGACCUUCGUUCAUCUUCAGAACACAAAUUAAGAUAUUUUUGAUAAAAUCCGAUGGCUCAGUGAGGCCUCCAUUGAUAGCAAGUUAAUUUACACUUUCAAACGCCCAGAAAGGUACUAAAGUUAUAUUUAAAACAGUUCAUGUGACUACAGUGGUUCAACCUCAGUGUUAUGAAGCGACGAGAAUACUUUUUGUGCACCAAAAAAACUAAAUAACGACUUUAUUCAACAAUAUCUAGUGAUGGGCGAUUUCAAAACACUGCUUCAUGAAGCUUCGAAGCUUUACAAAUCUUUUGUUUCGAAUCAGUGGUUUGGAGCAAGAAAAAGUCACAUGAUUUCAGUAAACGAGGCUUCGUUACAUCAUAAGUGUUUCGAAAUUUCAGUGGUUCAUGUGGCUUUGCUGGUGUGCAUCUUGAGAACAAUGGCACUGACAUAUUUUAAGAUAGCAAGUUGCUUUCAGUUAAAACAGCUCAAACAUUCAUUUUAGUCUGGGACUAGGCUUAAGCUUUGUCUUUGAAACCGGGGGUUAAUGUUUUAAGUGUAUUAUGGCAAGCAGGGCUAGGCCGAGAGACGCAGGAAUGGAGGGAGUCCUGGUGGUGCGGUGGGACCCAGAUUCUUAUUUAUCCUCUGUGGGACUUAAGACCGGUGUGGUGCACACUUGCUCUACCAGCCUCACUCCGUUCCCAUGGCUCUCGGCCCCGCCCUGCUUGCCACAUAUAUUUUUUUGUAAUAAUCUUGUAUCUGUAAUUUUUGGCUGAAUGGUGAUAUACAAUAGGCUAUAUCUCAGCAUUUUCUACUUUUUUUAAAUUUAUUUUUUUAUUUGGAUAAAAAAAGUUUUCUGUAUUUUAAAAAAUGUAAUUUCACAUCCUGCCCAAUGUUGUCCUACAAACAGUGUUCAUGAAAACAAAUAUACUGAAUGUAACCAUUUAGGCUGUGCUAUAUAUUAUGUGCAAAAAAGGGUUAAAAUCCCAUUACAUUCUAACAUUGUAAUAACAACAUUACAAUCUUAAAACAAAAAUAAUGCUUUUUAAAGAAGAAGUUAAAAUCGAAGACAAUAAAUUCGAGAAAAUUCGAGAAGAAAAUAAAUAAAACUCCCCUCAUCCCAUAGCUAGGGAGCCCAGAAACCCCAAUGGCGCCCCUGGCAAAAUGGAAAUAUUUGUGGUAUUGCCUCAUCCUACAGUAUAUCAUUUAUAAAAAUAUAUCGAUAUAUCAUAAAAACUUGAUAUAUCACCCAUCCCUAUGUCACAGUAUAGGCAUAAAUCACUGCAGUUACACCCAGUGAGUGACAGAAGGAUUGAGUGGCAUUUUAUUGAUUUAAGAUUGGGUUGCUGUAAUUCACAGAAACAACUGGAAUCAGGCAGCUGCAAUUUUGUGUCAUGCAUGUUGAAUUUUGGGGUAAAAUACCCUAGGUUAGAGCUGCACGAUUCUGGAUAAAAUGAGAAUCACGAUUUUUUGGUUUCAAAUAGAGAUCACGAUUCUCCCAGGAUUCUGAAUAUACAACCAAACAAAAUAACGUAAUUUACUAGAGGUUCUGACAAAAUAUAAAUUGCUGACUCUAAUUGCUGGAAAAUGUUUCAAUGAAUUAUUUAAAAAAUGGUUUUGAAUGAAUUCAAUGACUCAUUAAUAAAUACUUGUUUCAUUGCUGGAAUGAAUCAGUGUUUUUGAACGAAUCUUUUGAAUGAACGAUUCAAUGACAAAUACACUUUUAACAGUCAGUUGUCGCCACCUAGUGGAAUUAGAUGUAAUUGAUACAACCGUUAUUUGACGUGCCAAGUUAGUUUCAGAAGGUAGUUUGCUCUAUUUUGAUCGCUAUCGUCGACAUCGGUGUUCAAAUACUAACUUAAAACUUUAUCACAGAAGUACUGAGAUAUAUGUGAAUAUUUGUAACACAGAAAUAACUCAUGUGUGAUUCAAAACGGCUCUCUCUGGCUCUGGCAGCACAAACACAGAUUUGAACGUUCGGUAUGAUUUUGUCAAAGGUUUAAUAGACGCGGGAGAAUAUUUUAUUCUGUGUCACUGUGAAGUUUUUGUCAGCAUUUAUUAAAAAUAUCCAUUAUGAUGUCCCUUGUGUUCUACAAAGAGAGAUAGAUAGUGUUAGUCAGCCAAGACAAUAUCAAUUUUCCUUACAAGUGGGUACACCAGAUAGAUAGAUAGACAGACAGAAGUACUUAAAUAGAUUCAGUUUACACAGCUGAACUCUAUCAUCUGCCUGAUGUUAACAGCUGAUAUUUAUCCAGAUAACUAAAAGAUUAUACAAAAUAUAUUAAAACAACCUGAAUAUCCAUUGGUGUCUUCGUCACUUUAAUUUUGCCAACAUAUCCCAUCUUGAAGUACAACCAUGUAUCAAGUCAAGUCAAAUUUAUUUGUAUGAUGAUAUAUAAUAAUAUAAGCGAUCCUCUAGAUUUAGAUCUUGCUAUAUUACACAGACACACACACAAUGUUAAAAUUUUAAUUCAUGAUGUAAAAACAUAAACAUAUUCAAGUCAUUGUGUGUAUGAAUUGCAUUUUUUUUUUUUUUUUAGACCAAAAAAAAAAAAAAGUCUUGAUAUUGACCCAAAUGCUUCCAACACAUGUUACUUGUUGAUGUAAAAUCAUCUUGUGGUCCCCUGCAAGUAUCUACCAGAUUUGAUGGCAUUAACUUGACCUUUUUUAUGAAUCUUAGGGGGCUUUCACACUGGGCACGUUUGCCAUGGUCCGAAUCCCGGUGCGUUUGUUCCAGGCACCCCCCGCAGCAUUGGUCUCAUUUCACACACAUUUGAUUCUAUCGACCCCGGUGCUCUGCAGCAGAUUUCAACCCGAGUCAAAGCAGCAUUACGUCAUGACAGGAGGAAGAUUGUGAGGGCUUAGGGUUCCAUUUGGAACAGGGCCUUUCUUUCACACCCACAUGAAUUGUGCCACAGUUCCAGUGCAACCAAACUCAGACCACCUCCUACAGAUCUGAUGGGAAUCAAAGAGGAAAGUCAAGAACCAAAUGAAGUGGAGGAGAAACAUCAACAUCAGAAACCACAUCAUUUCACAACUGGAGAAAAUGGGCGGAGCCUCUUAAAAACUGAAGAUAAUUUCUCAGAAACAAAAACAGAAGCCAACAAAAAAUCUUUCGCAUGCCCUCAGUGUGGAAAGAGUUUCCCCACUAAAGGGAACCUUAAUGUGCACGUUAAAAUUCACACUGGAGAAAAGCCUUUCACCUGCCAUCAAUGUGGGAAGAAUUUUGCCACUAAAGGAAAUCUUAAUGUGCACAUUAGAGAUCACACUGGAGAAAAGCGUUUCAGUUGCCUUCAGUGUGGAAAGAGUUUCCAGUUCAAAGGAAGACUCGAUACGCACAUAAGAAUUCACACUGGAGAGAAGCCGUUCACCUGCUCUCAAUGUGGAAGGAGUUUCCAUUGUAAAACAUACUUUAAUAGGCACAUGAAAAUCCACAAUGAGGACCCUUCCACCUGUGCUCAGUGUGGAAGGAGUUUCACAAUGAAGGAAGGCUUGAAACGCCACAUGAGAAUUCACACUGGAGAGGAAUCUUUCACCUGCUUUCGGUGUGGGAAGAGUUUUAUACAAAAGAGAAACCUUAAAUCGCACAUGAAGAUUCACGCUGGAGAGCGAUCCUCACCAUGUGUUCGGAAAGGAAAGAGUUGUACAGGCAACCUUAAGCGUGACACAAAUGUAAAUACUGAAAAGAAUUCUUUCACAUGCUUUCAGUGUGGGAAUAGUUUUACAGAUAAAGAAAUCUUUAAUGCACACAUGAGAAUUCACACUGGAGAAGAGCCUUUCGGAUGCCUCGAUUGUGGGAAGAGUUUCCCAUGUGUAGAAUAUCUUAACAGGCACAUUAAAAUUCACACAGGAGAAAAGCCUUUCACUUGCUCUCAGUGUGGAAGUUGUUUCGAAGAGGAAAGAAGCCUUAAGAAUCACAUGAGAACUCACAUUGAAGAGAAGCCUUUCACCUGCGCUCCAUGUGGGAAGAGUUUUACACGUAAAGAAGCCUUUAAUGUGCAUGUGAGGGUUCAUAAUGGAAAAAAGCCUUUCACCUGCUCUCAGUGUGGAAAGAGUUUUACACAUAAACAAACAUUUAAUGUGCACAUGAGAAAUCAUAAUGGAGAAACGCCUUUUGGAUGCCUUCAGUGUGGAAAGAGUUACCUAUAUGAAACAUGUCUUAAGAGGCACAUUAAAACUCACUCUGAAGAGAGGCCUUUCGCCUGCUCUCAGUGUGGAAAAGGAUUCAUAGAGAAAGGAAGCCUUAAGAUUCACAUGACAAUCCACACUGGAGAGAAACCUUUCGAAUGCUCACAUUGUGGGAAGCGUUUUAGACGUAAAGGAGUGUUGAACGAGCACAUGAGAAUUCACACUGGAGAAAAGCCUUACACGUGCCACCAGUGCGGAAAGAGUUUCGCUCUUAAAGGAGGGUAUAAUUUGCACAUGAGAAUGCACACUGGAGAAAAGCCCUACUCUUGCCAUCUGUGUGGGAAGAGUUUCAUACUUAAAACAAUACUUAAUACGCACAUGACUGUUCACACUAAAGAGAAGCCUUUCGUGUGCGUUCAGUGUGGGAAGGGAUUCAGACAGAAAGUAAACCUUAAUUUGCACAUGAGAAUUCACACUGGAGAGAGGCCUUUCGUAUGCCAUCAUUGUGGGAAGACUUUCACAUGGGCAGGAAGUCUCAAAGAACAUGUGUCACGCUUUUGUAAGAGCAGGAUAUAACACUGAUCAGGAUGGUAUAAAUUUUACUUGGGCAGCAGCCCUUAAAACACACUUGAAAUUUCAUACAAAUGAAAAGACUAUUCUUUGGGGAAAGUGUUUAAAAGAAAAUGAGUGCUCAUGUCUGCUUGCAGUGUGGAAAGACUGGUGUGGAAAUACCAGUGAGUUGGGACAUCACUAAAUAUCCAUACAGGACAAAAACCUCACAAGUGCUCAUAUAGGGGAAGAUUUUAACACAUUAACACCGUGUCUACACCGGACGCGAGCGGCGCGACACAACGCGUCUAAGGACAAUAGAACCCAUUAUAAUCAGUGAUAUUGUCUACACUGGAUGCGGCGCAUUACAACAAAUUCCCGACAGUAAACCGAUUCCCCGUUAUAUUUCUGACAUAGUCCAAGUGCUUUGCAAUGGUCUGUUUGUCGCUUUCAGUGUAAACAGCUUUUAGCUGUUGAGGCGUGAUGCGAUGCGGCAACGGUCGCGUCUGGCGCAGACACGGUAUAAGGAUAACUGAAAAUGUGAACAUGAGUACUAAAGAGAAGCCAUACCGCUGUACUUCAGUUAGUUUGCAAUAUAAAUGUUGUCAUUGAUGUGAAAUUCAGAAAAACCCAAAGAUGCCAUUUGUUUUUAUAAAUAAAGAUCAAGAUGUAUACAAGGUG
This is a messenger RNA of Ctenopharyngodon idella (grass carp), 6062 nucleotides long. Its product is annotated as gastrula zinc finger protein XlCGF57.1-like. The record is from RefSeq and is a predicted model, not a curated record. Gene Ontology annotation, molecular function: RNA polymerase II cis-regulatory region sequence-specific DNA binding; DNA-binding transcription factor activity, RNA polymerase II-specific. Gene Ontology annotation, cellular component: nucleus. The transcript is spliced from 2 exons. Gene Ontology annotation, biological process: regulation of DNA-templated transcription. The coding region runs from base 3663 to 5408 and encodes 581 amino acids. NCBI's taxonomy places the organism in Eukaryota, Metazoa, Chordata, Actinopteri, Cypriniformes, Xenocyprididae.